Molecule: messenger RNA, 1261 nt
Organism: Portunus trituberculatus (swimming crab)
Lineage: Eukaryota; Metazoa; Arthropoda; Malacostraca; Decapoda; Portunidae
Exons: 2
Coding region: 692-1123 (143 amino acids)
Source: RefSeq, a predicted model, not a curated record
GGGUGGAGCUUGAGGUGGCGGGAAACAACAUGAGUGGCUGGAGGCAAGGCAGGGCAAGGUAGGGAAGGACAGGACGUGGUUGGUGAUUGGCUGCGUGGUGGUGACGACAGGCGAUGGAAUUGUGGGGUCAUGUGUUAUCUUCUGCCUUUGUGUCUUGUAUGGAUAUAUUGACUGACUCGCUUCACGUUUAGCAACAAGAGGAAGGUGGCGUAAUAUACAGUAAAGCAAGAAAUAAUUUGUAGCAGGCUCAAUGUAGGGAUUGUAAGGAGGUCCAGGGAGGCGGAGCUUGACCUGUGGAGCAAGACGGGGGCGUGACCUGAGUGCUGGUUGGCGGGUCAGGGCGCAGUGAGGUGAUGGCGUUGGUUGCUAAUUAGCGGGUCAAGGCGCAGUGAGGUGAUGCGGGUGGUUACUGAUUGGCUCGCUGGCUGGCUGGAGUGGAAACAUUCAGUGCGGCGAAGGAAUCUUGACUCAGUGCAUCCUACGACCAUCUCCAUCCUUGUCUUGUCCGCCGAGGAGAGAAGGUGACAUCGUGAAGUGACGCAGUGGCUUGCCUGGCAUCACAGUAACGGAGGAAUCUGAAGCGAGUCUUUAGUCAUUCAGCCUUGCUCUGCCUUCCGGGGGGACUCUGACCGCCAACAGCAUCAAGUCAUCUGAGUUGGCUGUGAUAAAGUCUUGAGCAAUUCCUCCAUCCAUGUCCUGUCCACCGCGGAGAGACGAGACUGCCACAGCGGCGCCUCAGGAAGCCUUGGCCUGUGUCAGCACAAUGGCGGAGAACAUACAGCAAAGCCACCAAACCAACACCGAACAGCACCCACAGGAGCAGCCAAACAACCCCCUCACUUUGCUACUAACAGUGUUGGAAUACGAGGAUCCACACUCCCCCGUCCCGGACCCCAGUGUGUACGACCAGCAAGGCUACAACUGUUUUGGAUACGACAAGGAAGGUUAUGACAAGGAUGGCUACAAUUGGCAGGGGUUUGAUAGGCAGAGGAGGAGCAGGUGGCUAAGGCGUCCCUCCACAGCCCGCCUCAUGCUUAGACGCGCUUUCCUGCAACAUUCCCGCCAAAACUGCUGUGUGGGUUCUGAAGAUGCGAAGACUGUCAGGGAAGGCGCGAGUUGCUAGCUAGUGUCUGUGUGUAGAAUGGUUCCUCCUGUGUGUGUUAUGGUGUUUUUUAUCUUAUUUUUUAGCUUUUUCCUCCUUUCUUUCGUUUAUUUAUUUUACUUUUGGUCAUCUCUUACUCUUUAUUAUUACUCUCUAAUU